Phaedon cochleariae (mustard beetle) is the source of this 3417-nucleotide messenger RNA. The record is from the annotation of a GenBank genome assembly. Lineage: Eukaryota; Metazoa; Arthropoda; Insecta; Coleoptera; Chrysomelidae.
AGUGUCAUCACAAACAUUAAUAGUAUAUAUAGUAAAAUGUUAUAUUUGUAAAAUUAACGUGUUAUAAUUUAUAAUGUGAUUCGAAUUCCUAUAAUUAGUGAACCUAGUGAACAUGAUAAGUGAGAUCAAACUACAACAAUCAAUAAUGAUAUCGCAUAUCUCAUCAAGUACUGGAUCAUAUUAUCAGAUUCAUUGAAAUCUCCAAAUCAUGUCUCUGGUUGCUAAUAUCCUAUUGGAUUGGAAACUAUUUCUCCUGGGAAUUGGACUCUUGGCUUCAGUUUCUAUUAUCAACACAACGAUACCAAUACUGCCUGUAGGAUGCUUGAUGUUCAUGCUGUGCUCAGUUUCAUUGUGGUUCACUACAAUAUGUGUUACAUUUGUCUUGCUGCACAAGUUAUUACAGAAAAAUGAACCUAUUCAGUUUGGUAAAGUUACCAAACCAUCCCUCAUACAGCAAAGAGGGGACUUGAAACCAAACCAAGAAAAAGUCAAGCUGUUAUCACAAGAUAUUGAGGAAUACUUCAUCUCUAAAUGGUACAUUAACAUCAGUGAAGAUGAUGAUUUCCCUCAAGAAAGUAGGCUGUUUUUAGAAGAAGUUAUCAGUAGAUUUUCGGAAGUGCAAUUGGGUGUUAAUAAUAAAGUCCUUCUACAUGGAAUGUUGAAUAUUUAUCUCAAACAUUUGAAGGAGUUCAGAAGAACAUUGAUUCGAAAAGAGAAGUAUGAAGGCUCUAUAGAAGAUCUAUACAGGUAUUCCCACUUUUGCACUACCAAUUUGAAAUCUCAAGACUAUUUCAUACACCAACUCACAACUAAUUUACUGAGACAUUUCAUCAACUCUGAUCUGUGGAAUUCCUUACCAUGUCAGGUUCUUGUUUCUGUUCUGGCACGAAAGUUAACUGCUUACUUAUUGAACCUAAUAUCAAACCCUGAAAUUUUGAACUAUUUGUUACUUGAUUGCCUAGCAUCAAAAGCUGUGAAAGAAGAGUAUAAUUUAUCUCAGUACAGUAGAGUAUGUAUUUUGGAGUAUUAUGAUGUGAUUGAUGCUAAAGGAACUGUUACACAUUUUUCUGAGGAAAACUUACAAGAAAAAGCAGCCAUGAGUAUUGAUGAACCUGAUUCAAUGACUGUAGAAAAAACUAGUGACAGUAUUGUUGAUAACAAUCCAAUACAACAAAACUCAGAUACAAAAUUUGUAAAAAUAAUUCCAAGUCUAGGAAAAGAAACUAAAAAGAAAGAAGACAGCAAAAAUUUUGAAAUAGCUAAAGAAAUGAAAGGAGAAAUUAGUUUUGACAAAUCUACUUCAAAUUCAACCUCAACUGAUCCAGUGAAGAUAUAUGAAGCAAAAUUCAGUAGAACUACAAAAACCUACAGUGAUUCUAAAGAACUGGCCCUUGGUGUAUCCUUAGGGCAAGAUCCUCUGGAUGCUAUGCCUGUGACAAUGGAAAAUGUCAAGGCAAUUGGAAAGAGCAUAUUUUGGGAUUCAGGUAAAAUUGAGCAAUUUGUUGAAGAAGGACCUACACAGUUACUGAAUGAAGUUAAGCAUACAACACAGUCCACAAUGGAAGGAUUGAAGAGUUCUAUCAAACCUAUAAGUGAUGCAACAGUAAAUACCCUUCACAAUAUCAAAGAUCUGCAAGAGACAACAGUGAAUAAUGCUUUGCACAAAAUAGGAGAUUUUCAGGACGAAGCAGCCGGCAUGGUGGAAGGCAUCCUUGAUUUCGGCCGAGCGGGUCUGCGCAAAGGUUUGCGCCUCACCGGGCUGCAGGACAACAUCGAGACCGCGAAGGCGUCGCAGCCCAACAAGAGUGCGCAGCCCGACAGGAGUGCGCAGAAGUCGAGGGCCGGCAGACCGACCAGAGCUGAAUCGCCGGAGAGAGGCGGCGAGGAGGCGGAUUCCGUGUGGAUGAACCCGCUGCAGAUGGAUUCGCCCAAUUUCGACGGGCAAAUAUUGUUGGUGAGUUCUUUGGAAAGGCCAAGAAAGCCUGAAGAUAGGAAGGAUAUUCAGAUACCUUCUAUUUCUACUGAACAACCACCAUCUAGUACUGAGAGUCCGGAUCCUGAAUAUGAAGACACAGCAGAUUUAGCAUCUAGCAUCGCAAAAUUGAGGUCCCUUUUGCAACAAAGAUCUUCUGAAUCAAGUUUAUCUACGCCAGCUCUAAGUCCAAUAUUUUUGCAAGCAAGAUACAAUGGAACCAAAAAGUUUUGGGUGGCAGACAGAAUAUCUUUUUUUGCUACUAGGCCCCCCGAUGACUUUAUGCAAAAAUCCUCGGAAGCGGAAGUCGAGAACAUUUCCGACUUGGAUGAAGUGGACGGUGUGAUGCCCAGUUUUUACAAAUUCUGCGCCAAAACGGCAACCGGCGUUUUGGACAAAACUAUUCACACGAUCAAAACGGCUCUGCCUAGCAACAUUCAAGGGGUGGAACAAUCGGACAAUGCUUGGAUCUUCAUACAAACUGAUCAAAAUGAGGCUGACAUACUGACUAGAAUGAAGAAACUGCUGACCGAACGAAAGGAAUAUUGUACCCUGGACAUGGAGAUAGAUACAGCAUAUGAGGCUAUCGAUUCCUCAGACACAUUUCCACAUCAUGUUUUCCCACCAAAUGUGGAAUAUGAAGAUGAAUUGGAUGAAUUUGAAGCUAAACUGCCGGUGACCAAAGCCCUGUUAGACAUUGUUUGUGAACUUUUGGCUGAGGCAGACUCUCCUUUUGUUCGAGAACCUCUAGUAAAGGCCAUUCUACUGACAUUUGGCAACACCAUGGAGCAUUUCAUUCUUUCUCAAGUGGACGCGGCCAUGGACAAGCUGUGCGUCGAUUUGAUCGUCAUUCCCAAAGUGACGAAUCAGAAUACUUUGUCCCUGGAGAAGAAUAGCUUUGUUGAAGCUAUUUUCAGUGGUUUACCAGAUGCUGUAAAACUCACGUUUGGAAAGUCUACUCUUACUAAGGCUUUCCAGCUAUUAGUUUCUUCUUUGCAAAGCCAGAAAAUCAAUCAGGAUGUGGUUUUGCAGAUCUUUGAGCUGUUUUGUAUGAAGCUCAUUGAGGAAAGUAGCCAAUUAUCUCCUCCAGCUUCAGCUUGAUUUGAUUCUUCUUAUUAUGUUUUAAUUGAACAACUUACUGACACAAAUUUCAAAGUAUUACUUCCGUUGCAUUCCAAUAGUAUUUAAUAAUUACAGUAAUAAUCUAUGAAUUUUUGUCCAUGUCAUAAAACAAACCAAAGUUAUUAUUAUUUUAGAGAUUCAAAUAUUUUUUGUAACUAAGCUUUUAUUUUAAGAUUGAAGCUUUCUUAAGAUAUUGUUGUGAUAUUAACUUUAAGUAUAAACUGUGUUGUAGAUAUUGUUUUUAAAAUUUAGAUUUUAUCUUUGUUAGGCUCUUGACUUAUAUUAUUGGUAUAUAUGUUUAGAUUAAACCAACUGAAUAGUCU